This is a messenger RNA of Vitis riparia (riverbank grape), 940 nucleotides long. RefSeq names its product protein PYRICULARIA ORYZAE RESISTANCE 21-like. The coding region runs from base 142 to 705 and encodes 187 amino acids. The record is from RefSeq and is a predicted model, not a curated record. Gene Ontology annotation, molecular function: metal ion binding. The transcript is spliced from 3 exons. NCBI's taxonomy places the organism in Eukaryota, Viridiplantae, Streptophyta, Magnoliopsida, Vitales, Vitaceae.
GCGCCCCUAAUCUCUUCACUCCCUUCACGCCUGAAAAAGUUCAAACAUGUUUUGAAAACAAAUUCUGGAAAAACUGUUUGUUUUCAAAAUAGUAUAUUAUAAUAUCAAACAUAUUUUGGAACCUGGAAUGAGGUUACGAAAAUGAAGCUGAAGGUUGCUAAUCUAGGGUGUAAACGCUGCUACAAGAAGAUCAAGAAACUGCUCUGUAAAUUUCCUGAAAUACGAGAUCAGACUUUCUCUGAGAAGGACGACACCGUGAUAAUCGAAGUAGUAUGCUGCUGCCCUGAGAAAAUCAGAACGAAGCUUAUCUGCAAAGGUGGCGAUACCAUCAAGAGUAUCGAGGUUAUACCAACCGAGAACCCACCGGAACCGGCACCGAAACCGGCACUGAAACCGGCACCGAAACCGGAACCGGCACCGAAACCGGCACCGGCACCGAAACCGGAACCGGCACCGAAACCGGCACCGGCACCUCCAAUACCAGGGUAUUUAGCCUUCAUCUAUCCAAUUGGAGUCUAUCCAAUUGGAGUGUGCUGUAAGUCAUGCUAUGAGGGACGUGGUGGUGGCCCCUGCCACCAUAGAUAUGGGAUUCCGCACCAACCACCAUCUCAUGAUGGCUGGCCUUCUGGGUGUCGCUGUGACAGAAGCUAUGGUUGCCGCUGUGAAAUCGUUAUUGAAGAAAAUCCCACAUGCACCAUCGUGUGAAUCAUACUCCAUCGUGAUUGUCGUUGUCUGGUGUUUUUAAUUCCUUUUCUCAGUUGGGUGUUGAGUCGGUGAUCAGUUCUUUUGGGUUCUUUUCUCGUCCACAACAUCAAGGCUGUAUAGGGCAAUAAUGUUUGUGGACUAAUAGAUGUUGAUUUCAUCCUUAGAUGCUUAUAAUUCACUUAAAAAAGAUUAUCAAAAGCACCUUUUGUAAGGGCCCUUUUGAAGACACCCUGAA